Messenger RNA from Cucurbitaria berberidis CBS 394.84, 600 nucleotides. RefSeq lists its product as uncharacterized. Lineage: Eukaryota; Fungi; Ascomycota; Dothideomycetes; Pleosporales; Cucurbitariaceae. The transcript has a single exon. The coding region runs from base 140 to 514 and encodes 124 amino acids. The record is from RefSeq and is a predicted model, not a curated record.
CUGUUUAGCCAGCAUGUUGGCAGCGGCGCGGACAAUGGCAUCUGAAACGCCCCCUGAGUAGUCGUGCCCAGGUGCCAUGUAGUCGCCGUGUGCCCAGAACAGAAGGAAGGCAUGACCGGGGGACACCCGCCCGCGCGCAAUGGAAGCUACACUAAGUUUACUCGAGAAGGUGCAAAGCCGUGGUAGCCGCUCUCCCAAGUGGUUAUCUCCUGCGAGAACAUGGCGGUCCAUACAGACGACGAAAAGACCUUGUGGUCGCACUGUAUACGCGCCAGUGACGACACGCUCGGAAGGCUUCUGGCAUCGCUGCACAUCUCUGGCCCUCACCUGCAGGUACCCUCUACGCUCUGGCUGGCUAUACUGGGCCCCUGUUAAUCUUCAUGCAGGGCGAAAGCGACUCCAGCACCCUGGUCGCCCCGAGAUGGGUCAUUUCGUCCUGGACUCACUAUUAUUCCCAGAAAGGCGUCAGGCGGUUGAGGUACAGCAGGGCCUAAAAGAGUCGACUGCAAUUUAACAAGGGAGAUGACUCUCGGAAGUCUUGACCGUGUCCUUCACCUUCACCUCUACCUUCACGUCAUGUUUCGCCGAGGCUCCUUGCGC